Molecule: messenger RNA, 5751 nt
Organism: Jaculus jaculus (lesser Egyptian jerboa)
Lineage: Eukaryota; Metazoa; Chordata; Mammalia; Rodentia; Dipodidae
Gene: Lrfn5
Product: leucine rich repeat and fibronectin type III domain containing 5
Exons: 6
Coding region: 3278-5431 (717 amino acids)
Molecular function (GO): protein binding
Source: RefSeq, a predicted model, not a curated record
UCAGAGCUUCCUAUCCUAGGAGGAGACUAGCACAAGGCUGUACCAAGUAGGCAUGGAAGAGCUCCUUGUUGGGUAGCAACCCCCACGUCUCCCACACCCUUUGGGUUAUAAUUGAAGUAUGGGCUGAAGGGUCAGUCUGGGAGGUGUCAUGCUGGGAGGUGUAGGCUGAAGAUACGAGCUGAUGAACUCUGAAAGGGUCCAAGAGGUUUCACCAGCGGACAGCCUGAUUUCUCUGGAAAUUUCUUAGACUAUAACCUUUUCUUUAACUUAUUGCCUUUGGGUGGCUGCUGGAGACAUGGGCAUGGCUGCGGUGGAGGGGAAAAUUAUUGUGAAAGUAAAGCCAUGGGGGGCCCUGCCCAGUUCCUUGCCAGGACCCCCUGUCUUGUUUCCUUUGGGGCAUACCUCUCUCCCACUUCACAGCGUUCCCCAGUGCAGGUCACCUUAGUGCCCAGGCCUGCUUCUUUAUGUCCAUGGCUGGGGGCGCUUUCCGUUCCCCAUACUAAAUAAAUUAUUCUCAGCUCCUGCUCUUAGUGUGUGAUGCUGGAGCUGAUUCCGAAAGAUAAGUGUUCAUUUGAGAAUUCCCUGCUGUCUGAUUAGUAAGCAAAUCAUGCACUUACGGCAAGGGGACACUGGAAAACGUGAGACCACAAGUCAGUAGCUAGCUUAGAUUUUCCUGGCGGGGUUAGAGCUAACGACUUUCCCCUCUGCCAUUAGCGGCCACAGCCUGUCUGGGUGACAUUUCUUUAUCCCUUAACCACGGAGCAGUGGGUGAUCAGAUCGGCAAUUUCCUUUCACAAGAGACCCGGGAACGCCCUGGAAGUUCUGUUUCAUCCUUAGGCUUUUCCACGCUUCCCCCUCCCCGGGGUUGCAACGCCCCCGCGCCUCAUCUGCCUGGGGAUUUCGAGCCGCAGCUCUGGCCCUCUCCGCGCACGCCGGCGGUAAAUCGGUUCUCCGAACACGUCUAGAGUCUCGAGGGCUGGGAGCAGCUCGGUAGCCCCGGCUGGGGUGUCGCCUGACUCUAGGGGUCUAGGCGGUGCAGCCGUUCUCGUCACUGCAGAGAGGGCCGGGCUCUCGGUCGCGCGCCCGCCGCCGCCGCCGCCGCCUCCAUGCUGCAGCGCCGAGCGCAGCUCCUCUGGGCCGGAGGGAGGCCUAAGCUCGCCUGCACGGAAUUGGGGAGCUGGUCUACCUGGCCUGCCUGGACGGCGGCUGCGAUCCCAAACCACAGCUCCCCUCCUCUCGCCUGAGCUGCCGACUCGCGGGGCCGGCCGGCGGGAGGGGCGCCCACAGCGCAGCGAGCUGCGGCCAGAGGCCAGCGGGAAGCGGUGAGCCGGUGCAGGGCUGCUUGAAGCCCGGAGAGAGAGAGGAGCGAGGGAGAGAGGGAGAGAGAGAGAGAGGGAGAGAGAGAGAUUGAGAGACUCUCAUGUGUGCGCGUGUUUUUCCCUUCUUCCUUUGAGGAGGUGAAUGGCUUCUCUGCUCGCUGUUCCCUUAGGAGUCUUGAUUUUGGGGAGCUAGCUCUUGUCUAUGAGCACAACCCACCCAGAUACUUCAUUUUGCACGGUCGGUUGUAUCAGGGAAAUAAAACAGAAAACACAAGUGGACGGGGGUGGGGCAGAUCAAAGAAACCUCCUGCAAAUACACACAUGGGAGAAAGAGAAUUAAAAGAUCUGAGAAGACUUCACACCCUUACCACUGGCCCUUUCAUUUUCUAGCAAGAUCCUGGAUUCUUUCUACCCUUUCAAACCAUCUUGGUGAAUGUUUAAUGUUUUGUAAGCCACUUCCUAUCUAGCUGGGUGUGUUGGAUGCGCGUUUGUGCGCCUGUUCAUGUGCGCUCGCCUAUUUGAUGCAUUUGAGAGUCUUUUUUUUUAACCCCCCCUCAACUGCCCAGAAGCAAACGUGUUAACUCGGAAAUGCCCCUCCAUGCCCACCUUCUCUCAGAGCACCGAGGACACCCAGAUCCAUUUUUCUCCCUGGAUUCAGGGCGGCUGCUGGGCUGUGCACCCAGGUGUGUGGAUCACUUUACCCAGAGGCUUGGGAAACAGCGGCAUUAGCCAGCUUCCAGGUACAGCACAAGGUCAAGAGAGGGUCUUGCCACCUUUGUGCUUCAGCGCGUCUACACUUCCCUGUCUUGGCCAGAGGAAUAUGGACAUUUCUGUCUACAGCAUUUGAAGGCAAAAGUUCAACAGUUUGAGCUGAUUUACUAUACAAACACGGCGAAGACGAUUGCUUUCAAACUGCUUAAGGAAAUCCCAGACGCUUCUUCAGCCCUUUCGUGGGUCCUCAACGAAUGUCACCAGCUUUUGACUUACAAGGAUUUGGGUUGGAGGAGAACUUGAAGGAAACGUGAUCAGAGAGGGCUAUGCAAAAAGGAGACCACUCCAGUUGCUGCCCUUGGUCCGGUGAGCUUCGGAGGAAGCAGAGCUUGAAAAGAACCAGUUUUCUCCUUGUUGCUCCUUCCCGGUGCAGGAUUGGGAGUGCUUGUGCAAGUGUGAUUGCGCGCGCACCCGAGUGAGCGUGUGUGUGUGUGUGUGUGUGUGUGUGUGUGUGUGUGUGAGAGAGAGAGAGAGAGAGAGAGAGAGAGAGAGAGAGAGAGCGUGUGUGUGUGUCUGUGUGUGCGUGCGCGGCCGCCCAGCCUCUGCCCGCUCCCCGGGCGCGGAGCCGCGGGUUUCACCGGGCGAUCUGCGCUGAUCACGCACCCAGCACGACCUGCAGGCAGUGGCGGCAGUGGCAGGAGCCACCUCUCUGACUCUCUAGGAUGUCUGUGCUGAGCUGUGGAAAAGGGCAGCUAAGUGACGAGCGAGACCCUAGUACCACUGUGCAAGCCACCUGGAGCCGCCUUGCUGGGAUUGUACCUGCAUACAGAAAAGUCCUUCUCCGAUCGCCUUUCCCCCUAGAGGCACCAGGUAUAUUUGCUUGAAAUACCAUUUUCCAACAUUUCACCCUAAGAUAGUGUCUGUGUUUUAUGGAGAGGUAACUUUCUUGGAGGCAAGAAACAGAAGGAUUCUGCCUUUUAAACUACUCUUCAGACCUGUGUCUUUUGGUUGAGGCACUAAGAUCAUUGAUAUUAAGAGCUAUUAUUGAAAAGAGUCCCUGUAACCAUUCAACCAGGUGUUGAGAAGACAUGUAGUAGCCAACACCCUUCACUCUGAAGCCAUCCCCAGAGCCAGCUUUGGAGAUGCGUUCACUCUGUUCGUCUUCUGCUGUGGCCAGGCAGAGUGUUGGCGCCUUCACGGAAGUGAGGAACUCUUCAGGCUCCAGAAGCUCUUAAAUCUGAUCUACAAUGGAAAAAUUUUUCUUUUACCUGUUUUUCAUUGGCAUAGCUGUAAGAGCUCAGAUCUGUCCAAAGCGUUGUGUUUGUCAAAUUUUGUCUCCUAAUCUUGCAACCCUUUGUGCCAAGAAAGGGCUUCUAUUUGUUCCACCAAACAUUGACAGAAGAACUGUGGAACUGCGUUUAGCAGACAAUUUUGUUACAAACAUCAAAAGGAAAGAUUUUGCCAAUAUGACCAGCUUGGUAGACCUGACUCUAUCUAGGAAUACAAUAAGUUUUAUUACUCCUCAUGCUUUUGCUGACCUGCGAAAUUUGAGAGCUCUGCAUUUGAAUAGCAACCGAUUAACUAAAAUUACCAAUGACAUGUUCAGCGGGCUCUCCAAUCUUCAUCAUUUGAUACUGAACAAUAAUCAGUUGACUUUAAUUUCAUCUACAGCCUUUGAUGACGUGUUUGCUCUUGAGGAGCUGGACCUAUCUUACAACAAUUUAGAAACUAUCCCUUGGGAUGCUGUCGAGAAGAUGGUGAGCUUGCACACCCUUAGUUUGGAUCAUAACAUGAUAGAUAACAUUCCCAAGGGUACUUUCUCCCACUUGCACAAGAUGACUCGGCUAGAUGUAACAUCAAAUAAAUUGCAAAAGCUGCCACCUGACCCUCUCUUUCAGCGAGCUCAGGUGCUGGCAACCUCAGGAAUCAUAAGCCCAUCGACUUUCGCCCUGAGUUUUGGUGGAAACCCCUUGCAUUGCAAUUGUGAAUUGUUGUGGCUGAGACGUCUGUCUAGAGAAGAUGACCUGGAGACCUGUGCUUCUCCGGCACUUUUAACUGGUCGCUAUUUUUGGUCGAUUCCUGAAGAAGAGUUUUUAUGUGAGCCUCCUCUCAUCACACGUCAUACACAUGAGAUGAGAGUCCUGGAGGGUCAACGGGCCACACUGAGGUGCAAGGCAAGAGGAGACCCUGAACCUGCCAUUCACUGGAUUUCCCCUGAAGGCAAGCUUAUUUCAAAUGCAACCAGAUCUCUGGUGUAUGAUAAUGGGACACUUGACAUCCUUAUUACAACUGUGAAGGAUACAGGUGCUUUCACCUGUAUUGCUUCCAAUCCUGCAGGGGAAGCUACACAAACAGUGGAUCUUCAUAUAAUUAAACUCCCUCACAUCCUGAACAGUACCAACCACAUCCACGAGCCAGAUCCGGGGUCUUCAGACAUCUCCACUUCUACUAAGUCAGGUUCUAAUGCAAGCAGCAGCAAUGGAGAUACUAAAAUGAGUCAAGAUAAGAUUGUGGUGGCAGAAGCAACUUCCUCCACAGCACUACUUAAGUUUAAUUUUCAAAGAAAUAUUCCUGGAAUACGUAUGUUUCAAAUCCAGUACAAUGGUACUUAUGAUGACACCCUUGUUUACAGAAUGAUACCUCCUACAAGCAAAACUUUUCUGGUUAAUAACCUGGCUGCUGGAACUAUGUAUGACUUGUGUGUCUUGGCCAUAUAUGACGAUGGCAUCACUUCCCUCACUGCCACAAGAGUCGUGGGUUGCAUCCAGUUUACUACGGAACAGGAUUAUGUCCGUUGCCACUUUAUGCAGUCCCAGUUUUUGGGUGGCACCAUGAUUAUAAUUAUUGGUGGCAUCAUUGUUGCAUCUGUGCUGGUUUUCAUCAUCAUUCUAAUGAUCCGGUAUAAGGUUUGUAACAAUAAUGGACAACACAAGGUCACCAAAGUUAGCAAUGUCUAUUCUCAGACGAACGGCGCUCAGAUGCAAGGCUGUAGCAUCAUGCUGGCCCAGUCCAUGUCCAAACAGGCUGUGGGACAUGAAGAGAAUGCCCAGUGUUGUAAGGUGGCCAAUGACAAUGUGGCUCAACCUUCAGACAUGUCUAGUCAAGACUCUUCCACCACUACCUCUGCUCUGCCUCCUACCUGGACUUCCAGCUCAUCUGUGUCCCAAAAGCAGAAAAGAAAGACUGGCCCAAAGCCAAGUCCUGAAGCACAGAGUGAAGCUGUCACAAAUGUUGAGUCCCAAAACACUAACAGGAACAACUCAACUGCAUUGCAGUUAGAUAGCCCAGCUCCUGAUUCUGUCACAGAGGGGUCCACAUCUAAAAGAGCACAUACCAAGCCAAAGGCUGGACUUAAUGUGAAGAACACUACUUCUCUCUCUCCUGAAAAGAGUUGCCACUGAUAUUUUUACUGAAUAUAGUACGGAAAUGUUUCAAUUCACAAAGGCUGACCACUGACCUGCUGUCUAGAAGAAAUUGUCCCUGGGAGCGAAGCCGACGUCUCAUGCCAGUGGAACUGGCUCCCUUGAUCAUGAUUCAUUCCUUUUUAAAAUAUUUUUUUUUCUUCUGAUCAAGAAGUAUUUUUUUUAAAAGGAAAGAGAAAAAUAACAUAAUUGACAUCAAGUUCUGUAUCAAUCCAUCUAACAUUGCCAUUCAUGGUUUAACAGACUGUAGAAUCUUGAAUAAUCUAUAUCACUUUAAACAAAUAAAUGUUUUACUAUGA